This is a messenger RNA of Seminavis robusta, 2899 nucleotides long. NCBI's taxonomy places the organism in Eukaryota, Bacillariophyta, Bacillariophyceae, Naviculales, Naviculaceae. The record is from the annotation of a GenBank genome assembly.
UAAAAAUCCUGGAGAGGCAUGCUUUCUGAAUUGUGCUCACUUUUGUCUUCCUUCUUCUUGGAUUUCGAAGCGAAAUUUAAAACUCCACUCGCCAAAACAGGACCAGGCUACCGCUAGUGCUGUAUGCAUAGGAUCUCUUGCAAUGAUCUCAUUUUUCUCUUCUAUUCUUCUCUCCUGUAGGUACGACUGUAGUCUAGCCAGGAAAUUUAUUGUAUAAGACGAACGAGGCACUCUUCGUCUCUCCAGCAGUUGGAUAUAAUACUAUAAGACGAAAGAGGCACUUGGGAACCAUGACCACAAGACAGCUCCGCCCCUAUAUGUAUCGGCCACAAUCAGCCAGCAUCUUAUCAAGGGUAGUACUUGCCCUCCUGGUCGUUCACUCAAACCUGCCGCUUGGUCUAGCUACAAAGACCCUUGAAAAAUCAGUGAAUGCCUCGCAAGCAAAGAAGGUGCACUCCUACUUGAGAGAAAACAACUACCAGAAACCCAGAGAACGAAUCGUCGGCGGAACAGAAGCUACGCCAGGAGCUUACCAAUUUUUUGCGCAAUGGCUCACUGGUUGUGGUGGAAGUCUCAUUCACGAUGAUAUCGUCUUGACUGCUGGUCACUGCAUGGCUGAUGAUAUUUUUUCCCUACGACAACCUGUAAAGAUUGGAGGACACGUGAGUGGGACUGGCAAUAGCCGGCGCAUUAUCGACUACGCUCGACAUCCUAGGUAUGAUUUUACAGAUAGCAAAGCCUACGAUUUCAUGGUCCUCAAGUUGGCUAGACCCAUACCCAACGCAACACUAGUGACACUCAACUCGGAUCCAACUUAUCCGUCCUCGGAUGAAACCUUUCGUGUGAUUGGUUUUGGGAUUAUGGCAGAGGGUGCUACUCGAACGGCACCAUACCUGCAACAAGUGGAUGUGAACCACAUUCCAAAUUGUCAACCCUAUUACAACAAAAAAUCACAAGUUCGCGAUUCGGUGUCAUUUUGUGCUGGUCACUUGGAAGGCGGGAAAGAUAGCUGCACUGCAGACUCGGGUGGUCCGCUGUUUGACCCAGCAACCUUUCUACAAGUGGGGCUAGUGUCGUGGGGUCGAGGAUGUGCGAGACCGGAUUCCCCUGGUGUCUAUGCUCGUGUAAGCGUGGUCUAUCCGUGGCUGCAACAUAAAAUCUGCGAGCUUUCAGCCGUACCACCAGCUCACUGCAACGAGAUUCGGAUUGACAUUGCAUACAAUCAAAACCCAGAAGAAGUUGCGUGGGCCUUACUGGAUGAACGGGGGCAUGAAAUGACAGUGACCUUCCGUGGCACAGUGCAAGAAACGGGGCUGCAGACGACAAUCCUCCAGGUACCAGCUGGUGACUACACCUUCUGGAUGACAGAUGGCGAUGGCAGUGCCAUUAUUGGAGGUGUUGCCAUUUACAGUGGCAGAGGUACAACCGAAGAGCUAGCUCUCCAUAAUGGGGAUAUUCGAGAUAGCGGAGAGCUCCUUCUAAACAUCCAAGUGGGUGGAGCAAUGGCUGCCGUACCAGUGGCGCCAAGCUUGGCGAAUUCUUCCAGUCAAGUUUCCACUCCCACCACAUUGGUGGACCAAACUGAAAACGGCAAUAGCACAAUGGUCCAAAGCGCUGUUUCGACUCUGCGAGUCGAAAUUCUGUACGACAUGCACCCGCAAGAGACUGGCUGGUUUUUACUGAAUCAAGAUACUGGUGAAGAAAUCUAUACUCUCCAGUUUGAUGGCAACGGCACUGUCCAGCAAAAUGUUGAUAAUGCAUUGACUCAAGUCGUGGAGGAAUUUCCCGGUUUGUUGGAAGGGAACUACUGGUUCCUCAUUGCUGAUUCUGCCGGAAACGGAAUUUGCUGUAGUCAUGGGAAUGGGAACAUUCGUAUAGUUCAGGAUAUCAUAUACUAUCAAACAGCGGUUGGAAAAAGGACCGGCUACAUCACAACUGUCGAAGAGCGUGUGAUUUUUGAGCACACCGGCAACUUUACAGAUUAUGCUGAGGCAUACUUUGUUCUUUGAUUCCUCCUUGAUGAUGAUACCUCGCCUCUCGGGGGUGGACCCUGAAGAGAGUGAGAGCGGUCACAAGAGGGAUAUGAGCUAUGUGGCACGAGCCACCCAAGCACCCAAGCAGCCACCCAAGCCGAAAGAGCAGUCGAUACAACCAAUGUGAAAGAGCCGUCGACACAACCAAUGUGCCGCCUAUUAAUAGAGUGCUUGGUAUCAAUGUCUUCUUCCUUGAGUCCAUUUACUUACCCUGAUCCACAAAUACUUUCUAACGCUGUAAAACUAGCUGUACCUGCGAUUCUCCAUGGUACCGAUACCGCUAAUGGUAACUGGUACUGAGGAAGCACAUUUGUUUUCUAUUGUCCAUAUUUUGUUCUCAAACAAACUGAAUUCAUUAGCUAGCUAGAUUGUACAAAACAUAUCACAAAUCUUUCCCCAGACCAGAGAGAAACCGCACCUUUCCAAGAGUGCAGUGGCAGGCUCCGAGUCGAGAACACUCGAGACCAUUUCGAGGUCUAACAAGUACAGCACCUCGACCUGGUCUACCUUUCCUGGCCUAACACCAGUACCCGUACCGGUAUGGUACCGGUCGGUCAGUACGUCAGUACCAGUACACUUGUACCAUGGUACCGGUACCGGUACCAACGUACCAACCACUGCACCUUUGGAAACGCGCAAUCGUUAGACCCAAUACCAGUACCGGUAGGAGAACCCAACACCGGCCAUUCUCGUGGACCGCCACGAGGCCCCAAUCCGGGGCCCGACCGACCUACAAAUACGGAACUCUUCCUUCACGCGAUCUUUCGCUUUGAACUCCCACACCGAAUAAAUCCAAGCAAGAUCUUUGUGUGACGUGGUGAUUGACAUCUCUCGCGGACUUACUCGCGUUCCGGAUCCUGCUGAUG